GUGCAGAUUGCAAACACCAUGUCUGACUCGGUAAUUCUUCGCAGUGUGAAAAAAUUUGGAGAGGAGAAUCAUGCUUUUGAAUCAGAUGGAUCAUAUAACAAUGAUAAGAAACCAAGGUCACAAGAGAAAAAGAAAGGUGAAAACAUUCAAAUUGGCUUCUUUCAACUGUUUCGAUUUUCUUCAUCGACUGACAUUUGUCUGAUGUUUAUGGGAAGUCUGUGUGCAUUUCUCCAUGGAAUAGCCCAGCCAGCCAUACUUAUUGUUUUUGGUAUGAUGAUAGAUGUUUUUAUUGAGUAUGACAUUGAAAGGCAAGAACUGGAGAUUCCAGGAAAAGUGUGUAUAAAUAACACCAUUGUAUGGAUCAACAGCUCCUUCAACCAGAACAUGACAAAUGGAACACGCUGUGGGUUGUUGGACAUCGAAAGUGAAAUGAUUAAGUACUCUGGCCUCUACGCAGGAGUCGGUGUGGCUGUAUUUAUUCUAGCAUACAUUCAAAUACGAUUUUGGGUAAUCACCGGGGCUCGUCAAAUAAAGAAAAUGAGGAAAGUGUACUUUCGGAACAUAAUGAGGAUGGAGAUUGGAUGGUUUGACUGCACUUCUGUGGGAGAGCUGAAUUCAAGAUUCUCCGAUGAUAUUAAUAAAAUCAAUGAAGCCAUUGCCGACCAGCUGGCCCUCUUUAUUCAGCGCAUGUCAACAGCCAUCUGUGGGUUCCUGAUAGGGUUCUACAGGGGUUGGAAACUGACCUUGGUUAUUCUUUCUGUCAGUCCUCUCAUUGGGUUUGGAGCAGCCAUCAUAGGUCUGAGUGUGUCUAAGUUCACGGAGCUGGAAUUGAAGGCUUAUGCCAAAGCAGGAUCUGUUGCUGAGGAAGUGAUUUCAUCUAUGCGGACAGUGGCUGCCUUUGGUGGUGAGAAUAAAGAGGUCGAAAGGUAUGAGAAAAAUCUUGUGUUUGCCCAGCGCUGGGGAAUUAGAAAAGGAAUGGUGAUGGGAUUCUUUACCGGAUACACGUGGUGCCUCGUUUUUUUUUGUUAUGCGCUGGCCUUCUGGUACGGCUCCACACUAGUCCUUGAUGAAGAAGAGUACACACCAGGGACACUGGUCCAGAUUUUCCUCUGUGUCAUAGUAGCAGCUAUAAAUUUUGGUCAUGCAUCUUCUUCCUUGGACGUCUUUGCCACUGGGCGGUCAGCAGCCACCAGCAUUUUUCAAACAAUAGACAGGCAACCCAUCAUCGACUGCAUGUCAGAAGAAGGAUACAAGCUAGAUCGAAUCAAAGGUGAAAUUGAAUUCCAUAAUGUGACCUUCCACUACCCUUCUAGACCAGAAGUGAAGAUUUUAAAUAACCUCAACAUGGUCAUUAAACCUGGGGAAAUGACAGCUCUGGUGGGAUCCAGUGGAUCUGGGAAGAGCACAGCACUACAGCUCAUUCAGAGAUUCUACGACCCCUGUGAAGGCAUGGUGACACUGGAUGGCCACGACAUUCGCUCUCUCAACAUCCGGUGGUUGAGGGAUCAGAUUGGGGUAGUGGAGCAGGAGCCAGUUCUGUUCUCUACCACUAUUGCAGAAAACAUCCGUUACGGCAGAGAAGAAGCAACAAUGGAAGACAUAGUCAAAGCCGCAAAGGAGGCCAAUGCCUACAACUUCAUCAUGGCCCUGCCACAGCAAUUUGAUACCCUUGUGGGAGAAGGAGGAGGCCAGAUAAGUGGUGGUCAGAAACAAAGGGUAGCCAUCGCUCGAGCCCUCAUACGGAAUCCCAAGAUCUUGCUUUUGGACAUGGCUACUUCGGCACUGGACAAUGAGAGUGAAGCCAUAGUACAAGGAGAAUUGAAUAAGAUUCAACACGAGCAUACGAUUGUCUCAGUUGCCCAUCGCCUAUCAACUGUCAGAACAGCAGACGUGAUCAUUGGUUUGGAUCACGGAGCAGCUGUGGAAAGAGGCACCCAUGAAGAACUGUUAGAGAGAAAAGGUGUCUACUUCAUGCUUGUGACCCUGCAAAGCCAAGAAGAUGAAGCCCCCAAAGAAAAGGGCAUAAAGGGAAAAGAUGCAACCAGAGAUGGUGCACUUGAGAGGACUUUUAUCAGAGGGAGCUAUCGGGAUAGUUUAAGAGCUUCCAUCCGGCAACGCUCCAAGUCUCAGCUUUCUCAAAUGACACAUGACCCUCCAUUGGCUAUUGCUGAUCACAAAUCUAUGUAUGAAGACAGCAAGGACAAUGACAUGCCUGUGGAAGAAGUUGAACCGGCUCCAGUUAGAAGGAUUCUGAAAUUGAAUUUUCCAGAAUGGCACUACAUGCUGGUAGGAGCUUUGAGUGCGUGUAUUAACGGGGCAGUCACACCCAUCUACUCCUUUAUAUUCAGCCAGAUCCUUGGGAUUUUUUCGAUACCUGAUAAAGAAGAACAAAGGUCAGAGAUUAGCAACAUGUGUCUGUUUUUUGUAGCCCUGGGCUGUGUAUCCAUUUUCACACAGUUUCUGCAGGGUUACACUUUUGCCAAAUCUGGGGAGCUCCUUACAAAGAGGAUACGUAAAUUUGGUUUCAAAGCAAUGUUAGGACAAGAUAUUGGCUGGUUUGAUGACCUCAGAAAUAACCCUGGAGUUCUGACGACUAGGCUUGCUACAGAUGCCUCCCAGGUUCAAGGGGCUGCUGGCUCUCAAAUUGGGAUGAUGGUCAAUUCCUUCACUAACAUUGCUAUGGCCAUAUUCAUUGCCUUCCUCUUUACCUGGAAGCUCAGUCUGCUUAUAUUAUGCUUCUUCCCCUUCUUGGCUUUAUCGGGAGCCCUACAAACGAAAAUGUUGACAGGAUUUGCCUCUCAAGACAAGCAAGCUCUGGAGAAGGCUGGCCAGAUCACCAGCGAAGCUCUUGGCAACAUCCGCACGGUUGCAGGAAUGGGUGUGGAGAGGAGAUUUACUAACGCCUUUGAAGUUGAGCUAGAAAGCUCAUACCACACAGCUGUUCGGAAGGCGAAUGUCUAUGGACUCUGCUUUGCCUUUUCCCAGGCCAUAUCAUUUUUUGCGAGUUCUUCUGGCUACAGAUACGGAGGUUACUUAAUUGUCCAGGAAGGGCUACAUUUCAGCUAUGUUUUCAGGUCGAUCUCUUCAGUUAUGCUGAGUGCAACAGCCGUUGGAAGAACCUUCUCUUACACCCCAAGUUUUGCCAAAGCUAAAAUAUCAGCUGCACGCUUUUUUCAGCUGCUAGACCGAAAACCUCCAAUUAAUGUAUAUAGUGCAGCAGGGGAAAAAUGGGACAACUUCCAAGGGAAGAUUGAUUUUGUUGACUGCAAAUUUACAUAUCCAUCUCGUCCUGACAUCCAAGUUCUCAACGGUCUCUCGGUGUCUGUGGAUCCAGGGCAGACACUGGCUUUUGUUGGAAGCAGUGGGUGUGGCAAGAGCACCAGCAUUCAGCUGUUGGAACGCUUCUAUGACCCUGAUCAGGGGAAGGUGAUGAUAGAUGGUCAUGACAGCAAAAAAGUCAAUGUGCAGUUCCUCCGUUCACACAUUGGAAUCGUUUCCCAGGAGCCGGUGCUGUUUGACUGCAGCAUAAUGGACAACAUCAAGUAUGGGGACAACACCAAAGAAAUCUCUAUGGAAAGAAUCAUAGCUGCCUCAAAGCAGGCUCAGCUGCAUGACUUUGUCAUGUCUCUCCCCCAGAAAUAUGAAACUAAUGUUGGGAGCCAGGGCUCUCAACUCUCUCGAGGGGAGAAACAGCGCAUUGCUAUUGCCCGGGCCAUUGUACGUGAUCCUAAAAUCUUGCUACUCGAUGAAGCCACAUCUGCCCUAGACACAGAAAGUGAAAAGACUGUGCAGAUUGCUCUGGACAAAGCCAGAGAGGGUCGGACCUGUAUUGUCAUUGCCCAUCGCCUGUCUACCAUCCAGAACUCAGAUAUCAUCGCUGUCAUGUCACAAGGGGUGGUGAUUGAAAGGGGGACCCAUGAAGAACUGAUGGCCCAGAAGGGAGCGUACUACAAGCUGGUCAGCACUGGAGCUCCCCUCAGUUGACCCAACUCAAGACCUUCACACACAGAUAACAGCGCAAAGUCCAAGAGCUCUGCAGGUUGUUGUAGCUAUACAGAGACUCAUUAGUGUUUUACAAACAUAGUCACCCACUGGGGUCCAAGCUAACUUUGAGUGACCUUCAGUAACAAUUCAUUUUGAAAUGUCUGUGUAGAAAGGUCUGGCAGCUGCUUACCUACUACCCGGUGCUGCUCUGGGUGGGAGCUGAUCGCUGCCAUCAUCUAGGACUUACUUAGAGGGCAUGGAGUCCUCCUUUGGGACAGAGAACUAUCUCUUGUACAUGUGAAAGCUCCUUGUACACUAAGCCUGCUGUGUAAUCCGCACUUGGCUGUUGUUGGAGCCAGAUGAAGGUCAAGAACAAAGGACUCAAGGCUACUGGUAUUUCUUGAUUAAGUUUUGUUUGUUUUCUAUAUGGAAUCAAAUUCAUUUACUUCUAAUCCUGUGAGCAGAGAAAGGAGUGCUUUCACGUUCUGGAGUCUCUCAGGCUUGGGGAAGGCAAAGGUGAACUAAGGAAUAGUAGAGGCCACCAGUUGAAUGCACUGACUUAGACGGAAGACUCAGGGUGUUGCUGUCACCAUGCACUACGGCUGGAUCUGCCAUUGUGGAGCAGGGACUCUCUGCCAGGACUUCAUUCCCUGCCCUUGUAUCACCUGAUGACCCUCAUUCCUAUGAAAUCCUAGUCACACAAUGGAAACGCAUCACUUCUGAAGUCGUUACAGAAUGACCCAGUUAAACAUCACAGAAAAACAUCCACUUUUGUCAUUUUCUUCAGAAUACCACUAAUACCACUUCUUAUGGUAUCAAAGAAAGCAUGCAGCCUCAGGAAUAGAGAAAACUUCAAAAUGAUGCCAGGAAAAAAAUGUGUGAGCUGAAUUUGUGACAAUGGAUUUCAAAGACCAGAGAAAAUUGGCACGUAAUCUAUUAGCCGGGCAAAGCCUGUAGGCACAUUUCCUACUACAGAUCCCCUGGAAGGCUAGGAUACAAAAGUCUCAGGGUCCUUCUGGAAGGAGGGGGUGGAGGGACAGAUGAGCCCAAAGUUAGAAGAAUGGCUUGAAAAUCUGUGUAAGUUUUGUGGGUGCACAGCCCAUUCCUGCAGCAGGCUGGCAGCCCUUGUUCAGUACCAGAACAACACCAGCUACUGCUUCCCUUGCCCACAGGCAGGCUUGAGUGUAGGGACAUAAACUACAGCUGAAGGGGAGAGUCAUGCACAAGCAAUGAGGGGCUGGGUCUAAGACUACAGAUGAACAGACAAUCUCGCAGCUGCCUGUCUGGCAGAGGAUCAAAGAAUGACUCUCUGGCUGGAGCAACUCUUCAGUACAAAAAUGAAAGAUCUGUGGUCUGAUGCUAGGGAGAUAGCAAGGAAAAUUUCCUGUCCACACACCACCCUACCAUGAAGCCCAACAACAUGCAUCCACUGAGUUUGCUCUUCUCUUGUUGUCCAGUGUCUCUCUUGGGAGGAAACAGACGGGCUAGGACCAAGUGAAGUUAAGCAGCUUCAACAGAGCAAAUGGCAGGUAACAGACAAAAGCCAAGAUUGGGAAAACACUGAGAUGAGACAAGACAGUUCUGUCUAUUCAAAUAAAAAUAAGGGUUUAUGGAAAUGACCACACACAUGCAUGCACAUGCAUCCAUACUCACAUGCAUGUACACACACACACACACAUGCAUACAUUAUACAUACAUGCAUGCUAAAUAUGCAGAAAAUAUACACACACACUAAAUAUCCAAAAAACAGCUCAUGAUAGAAAAAUGAAAAGUUAAGUAAUAGGACAGAUGAGGACCUGGUUCCCAUGGACCAUACUGUCAUCGCAUCAUCUCCCCCUCUUCCAUCUUACUCUCAAGUCCAUCCUGCUUAUAACUUCAUCGUCCCAUGCCCACCGAAUGACUCCCUGCCUACAGAAGAGACUGAGCUGUGAUAUUUUGAAAUGUACAAUUAUUGUUGCUGUUGUUAUUUGUCCUUUGGUAUUUCCUGGUAAAUAACUGCAAAGAAGGGCUAGCGGGUUAACCCGGAAGUUCAGAAUUGCUGGAAGUCCCAGGCUGGGGAUGCAGAGGGUGGAGGAAUGCCUCUGGGGGCAAGUAAGUUUCAGAAUAAUUGACUGCUAGGAAGGAACUAAGCUCUGUAGCAAACACACACUUAUUCUCAACUCUUGAGCGAGGAAGACUACAACUCACUUGUCGGGUUUGCAGAGGGCGAGGAUGGGCUGUUUCUGGGAGGUUGCCUGUUUCCUAGAAAGACAUCUGGGGAGUGUGCAAGAGGAAUGAAUAAAAGUUGCCCCGUUAAAUAAAGUGAUUCUAAGUAACUGGUUUGAGGGGAAAGGGCCGGCUGGACAAGCUGAUUCUGGUUGUGGCGUUUAUCACAGCAGUAGCAGCCUCAUUGACACAAUGGACCUCCGGAUUCUUUUGUCCGAAGCUCUCCCAACUCCAGUUGCUCUGCGUCUGCUCUUUGAGCAUGUGGAACAAAGCAUCUUUGAGCAUGUGGAACAAAGACACCAUGAAUUCAGAGCUUCAGGCAAACAUGCAGCUUUCGGCAAUGGGGUACUCAUUUAGAAAUGGAAUGCCUGGAAUAUUGAUAUUGUGUCCUAGUACAGGAAAAUACAUGGGAUCCAAAUUAAGAGUAUUUUGCCAUAUAUUAGUCAAGUGUUAAAACUUUAGUUUUCUAUCUUAGGAAAUGUCAGUGGGUUUGUGAGAUGGCUCAGUGGGUGAAGACACUUGCUGACAAACUUAUGACUUGAAUUUGAUCUUCAGGUCCCACAUAGUGGAAGAAGAUAACCAUAAUAAACUUCUACAAGUUA
Molecule: messenger RNA, 6791 nt
Organism: Mesocricetus auratus (golden hamster)
Lineage: Eukaryota; Metazoa; Chordata; Mammalia; Rodentia; Cricetidae
Gene: Abcb11
Product: ATP binding cassette subfamily B member 11
Exons: 27
Coding region: 19-3984 (1321 amino acids)
Biological process (GO): transmembrane transport
Cellular component (GO): membrane
Molecular function (GO): ATP hydrolysis activity; ABC-type transporter activity; ATP binding
Source: RefSeq, a predicted model, not a curated record